Messenger RNA from Perca flavescens (yellow perch), 2944 nucleotides. It is a transcript of the gene atmin, whose product is annotated as ATM interactor. NCBI's taxonomy places the organism in Eukaryota, Metazoa, Chordata, Actinopteri, Perciformes, Percidae. The record is from RefSeq and is a predicted model, not a curated record. Gene Ontology annotation, molecular function: transcription cis-regulatory region binding; DNA-binding transcription factor activity, RNA polymerase II-specific. The coding region runs from base 111 to 2447 and encodes 778 amino acids. The transcript is spliced from 4 exons. Gene Ontology annotation, biological process: positive regulation of transcription by RNA polymerase II. Gene Ontology annotation, cellular component: nucleus.
GAAAGGUGGCGAAGCAGCCUUUCAGGCAAAGCUGAGGGAAGGAAUGCCACAGUUUAUUCAACGCUGCUGCUGGGGCUCUCUGCUGAACGCAGGACUGUCAACAUAGAAACAUGGCUGCCUCUGCGACGAGCAAGGCGAAUAACAGAGAUAACGCUACUACAGACAGUCCGAAAUGUCAUGAAGAGUCUCUGUCGCAGUCACGUGAAAUAAUAAAACCCAGCAUCACGGAGCUGACUAAAGAAGUGAGGACCAACAUCCUCUGCACCGUGGAAGGAUGUGGGAAGAUUCUCCCCAACACACCUGCAUUGAACAUGCAUCUUGUUAAGUCACACAGAAUAAAGGAUGGUAUUGUCAAUCCUACGGUCAGAAAGGACAUGAAGGGCCCUCAGAAGCUUUACUGCUGUCCAAUUGAAGGAUGUCCCAGAGGGCCUAACAGACCUUUUUCCCAGUUCUCCCUGGUUAAACAACACUUCAUGAAGAUGCACGCAGAGAAGAAACACAAGUGCUUCAAGUGCAACAAUGGCUACAGCACCGAGUGGGACCUAAAGAGGCACAUAGAGGAUUGUGGGAAGACCUACCACUGUACAUGUGGCUGCCCCUACGCUAGCAGGGCUGCUCUACUCUCGCAUAUCUACAGGACAGGUCACGAGAUUCCUACAGAACACAGAAUUCCUCCGGUAAAAAAGCGAAAGAUGGAGAAACUGAGUGGUUCUGAAAAGGUUAAGGCCAAUGAGUCAACCUGUCAGAUCAUGCCUGCUAGUAAAGAGCUGACAGAGACUGCUCUCCCUUCUGAUACACCUGUUCAUAUCCCAGACUCAUUGAAUCAGAAGUCCAACCCCCGUAAGAUCCUCCAGAAGUUGCUUCUACCAAAGCCCAAGAUGGCUUUGGUCAGCGUUCCUGUGAUGCAGCUGGCCCACCUGCCAGUCCUUCUUCCCUCUACAGAAAGCGGGGCUCUGAGGUCUGUAGUGCUGGCAGUAGACGGUCAAGGCUCCGUCCGCACCCUGCACCUCCUGCCACAAGCCAUGGGAGCUGUGGUACCCCAACUUGAUGCUAAGAGUUUGUGUUUCAAGGAUAGCAUGCCUACUUCCCGCUCUAGCCUGGGGCCCAUUAACAUUGGGGUGCAGGUCAGUCUGGACACUGCAGGCACCGAUGACUCGGCCAGCCUGGCAGGGCAACGGGGAAGAAGCACCUCCACCAACAUUCAGACGGACAAAUCAUACUUGUCAGCAAUGCUCACAGGAGUGGGGGUUGGGGAGGGGAUGGGCUUGUGCUCUGUGGGUGAGUCCUCAGUGUCGUCCUGCUCCCAAACAGACAUCAGCGUGAGUGCCCAAGUCCUCCUGCCAGUCAGUGUUGAAACCCAGACAUUCUCCUCCCGGACCAAAGCCACAUCCUCUAUUGGUGCUCAGACAGACAGCCAGUGCAUGAGUCAAAUUCCUUGCUCCACCUCAUCUGUGCCCCCAUACAAAACCAGGCAGACACAGACCUAUUUUGCCGUGCCACAAUUGGAGGAGAAGGCUCAGGACCAGGCUAUCCUGUGCUCUGACUUAUUUGGCAGUGACUCCCUCAGUGUCUCCACUCAGACUGCUCUGGAGAUAGAUGAUACCCUCACUGUGGCAGGAAGCAGUAUGUAUGAGGACUCCAAGUCAGCUGGUGGUAUGUGUUUCGGGGUGCAGACAGAUGAGUUCAAUUCAAACAGCAUGGCAGAUAACCAGACCCAAACAAUGACCUUGUUAAAUGACCUAGAAAAUAUUCUGUCUGGCAGCAUGUCAGGCCACCAGGGGCUCACAGAAGCGUCUGCAGGUUGCGGCUCAGGUCUGGGAUCUGUUCAGGAGCAACACAAUGGCAUUGACUUUGACUUUGAAGAGUUUCUCAACGCCGUGCACAUCCAGACGCAGACGGAGGAGAGUGAGCUGGGAGGGCUGGGUGGCGACACGCCGCUGGAGUCUCUGGACAUCCAGACCCAGACGGACUUCCUCCUGAUGGAUGAACUGGACCAAAGCGAGGGACCAAGUCGAGUACAAGCCAGCGACCUGGAGCUAUUUGAUACUCAAACUCAGACUGACCUCAAUUUUCUGCUGAAUGCCGGAAGCCACAUGCCCCUGAGCAGCAUCCUACGACACUCAAGCUUUUCCAUGAGCACAGAGUCUUCGGAUACAGAAACGCAGACAGAUCUCCCGUCGUUCGCCACCGGUCUCUCUGCUCAGACUCCUGUGAGUCAGGGUGAGCACGCAAGGCUGCUGAACAGCACAGAGACGCAGACUGUGACCAGCCAGGCAGAAGGCCUGGGACACCUCUUCCUAACGAGCAAUGAAACACAAACUGUCAUGGAUGACUUCUUGUCGGCAGACAUGGCGUGGAAUAUGGAGUCUCAUUUCAGCUCUGUGGAAACUCAGACGUGUGAGGAGCUCUGUGCUCUCUUUCAGCACUCUGAGAAACCCAACAGCUGAAGCCCUCUUAGUGAAGCUGCCUAAGCUUUUGCAGUACAGGUUUUAUAAUGGUUGUCAGUUCCUGUAAAAGGAAUCGGUCUACGCUGUCCUCCAGCGGACCACAGUCUUGGCAGUAAGAAGUCUGCGAAAAUGUCUUUUGAACAUUCCAGUGGAGACAUCAUGUCCAGAGCCUUUCCAGGUAUACUGUAUAUCCUGACCAUCUCUGUUGCACUUUAUUAGCUCAAUGGGCAUGAUUUAUCAGCUCUUUACAGUUUACAUAUUUAUUUGCACAUAAAGUAACCUUGUUUGUGUCUUGUCUGAAAUGCCAGUUUACUUUGUUGUUAAAACUUUUUUAGUGUAUAACCACCGUGACUGGUUUUCACUGUUUGGUCUUACUAUAAGUUUAAAAAUGACUCAACGUUUCAUUAAUGUUAGAUCUGCACUUAAAAGGGAUGAUGUUUAAAUAUGCGUAGCUGUUGAGAAAAAGCUUAUAAAAUUGUUAUAUGGCAGAUAUACUG